GACCCCUUUUUGUCAAAGAGAUAUUUAUAUGCUCCCAGGCAUAUAAAUAUAUAAAAUAAGUAUACAAAUAAAACUUAUUUUGAAUGUUGAAUGGGUUUUUUUCAUGUCAGGAGUGACUUGAGAAACUGCAUGUCACUUCUGGUGUGAGAGAAUUGGCCGUCUGCAAGGACAUUGCCCAGGGACCGCCCAGAUGUUUUGAUAUUUUUACCAUUCUUGUGGGAGGCUUCUCUCAUCUCCCCUCAUGGAGCUGGAGCUGAUAGAGGGAGCUCAUCCAUGCACUCCCCGAGUUGGAUUCGAACCGGCAAUUUUCAGGUCAGCAACCCAACCUUCAAGUCAUCAGUCGUUCUGGCACAAGGGUUUAACCCACUGCACCACUGGAAAAGGUAAAUCCAUGGAUAUGGAGAAUCAAUUGCACCACAGCAGAAACAACUGAGACAUUCCUAACUUUCAUGGAUGUAAAAAUCAAACCCCUUAAGUAAAAUAAAGUGGCCCUCAGUGUCAUGGAACCAAGUCCCAGGGCUGAAUUUCCAAGCCCUGGACUUGGAGUCAUAACAUAAAUAACCCUGAAAGCACCUGGCGGGAGAAGAUAGAAUGAGCCUGGGAACUCAGGGUUGAAAGUAUAAACAAUUAUAAUUGGUAUAGUGUGUGGGAAUAGUAGAAAUGUGAUACAAAGGGUGGGGUUUGAUGAUGAUAUUUGCGUGUGGUGUUACGUUGCAUCAGAGGUGAUAAAAAUGAGUGUAUGUAAACAUUAGGUCAUUCUCGACUUUUCCAAAGUCAUGUAUUCUUCAAUAAAGAUUGGAUUUGAGAGCAGCUAUCUCUGAUCUGCGUUCAGACUGGUCCUUUGAAGUAAGCCUGACAUUUAAGUCGAGAAUCCCGUUCUCACCCUCCUGCGAAUUCGCAGUGAAGUGAUAAUGAGUGGAGAAGGAGAUCAAAGCCCAAAUGGAGCAGAGAGGCCUUUGCCAGGGGCCCGGCCGUUGGGGGAAGAGACGCUGCAAGCCAUAGCUUCCUCUACGGGGUACCCCAGGCCAAACGGCGUGACCCAGAGGAUUCCCAGAGGAGGAAGAGGCAUUUCGGCGGCGGCAGAAACCAGUUGGGGAUCUGGAGGAAGCAUGCCGGAGACCGUGGCCCUGCGGUUAUCCAUCCUGGAAACGAAUUUAUCCAGGCUGUCGGAAACCGUGGGGAGGUUGCUACCACUAUUGGAAGAGAAUCUCCAGAAGGAACCCACCCGAUAUGGCGCUGAGACAGAGCCACGUAAGGAAGAAGAUUGGAGCCAGAGGGGCCAGCGCGCCUCAACGCAGAGCCCCGUGGCGGCGAGGAGCGAGGGGGAUGAAGAAUACUGGCAGGAACUGGAGUUCCGAGACAGAAUGGCGCGUGAAGUGGAGCGCCAGCAAGCUCUGGGAACUCUGAGGCCGCCAACUCCAACAGAACUUCCAACCCAACUUCCAACCCCCCGAAUGGGCGUCGGGGUGGAAAGACCACUGAGGCCAGGGAUCGGGUCCAGUGGAUUAGCGGACGAAGGCGGAGAGGAGCCGGAGAUCCAGGAAGAGGAGGAGGAUGUGCCGUACGACGAGGGAAGGCGAGGUGCGGGGGCUACAGCGAGGCCCGCAUUCGGAUGGGUAGAAGGGCCGACAGCAGCGGCAGAAUUUCGGGAGCCGCGCAGAACGACCGCCGGAGUGGGGCGCGGCGUGUUCAAAGGGGCCGUCCAAGGAAACCCGAUGCAACCCUUCCCCAUGCCUCCCAGACAGCAGCAACGGGCCGCAGAAUGGAUGCAAAGGAGGGAAGAUCUCAAACUGGAAUACAGAGGGGAAUCAUCUGAACUGAACUUUUUCCUCAUUAGCAUCAGAGGAUAUAUAGAAGACAACGCACACACAUUCCCCUCCGAAGCAAGCAUGGUUCGGGCCAUCGGCAACACACUAAAGAGAGGAGCGGCCAGCUGGUAUGUGCAACUACAUGCCAGACGCGACCCGUGCCUGAGGUCAGUGCCCCGCUUCCUCGCCGCACUGGAAAACCGGUUCAGAGACCGGCUAGAGCAAUUGAGGGCUCGAGACCAGCUUAAAGGAAUAAAGCAGAGGGACAAAACGGUGCCCGAGUACGCAGAGGAAUUCCUCCAUCUCGCGGAAAAGGUACCAGAGUGGUCUGAAGUGACCAAAGUGGAGAUAUUCAAAGAGGGACUACACCCCGAGGUUUUUAGUUGGGCGGCGCAUAGAGACGACCCAGAAACACUCCAGGGCUGGAUACAACUAGCGGGGCGCGUCGAAUCCACCCUGGCCCAGGUGAAGCGUUUCAGGGGCGGCGGCGGCCAGCAAAGACCGGCGGCGAGAGGUCGAGGAGAAACGAGGAAGCAGGAAAGGCCCGGAGGGAGGCCGGGGACCCCCUUCAAAGGAGAUGACAACAAACCCAAACCGGGAUGCUUUGUAUGUGGGAAGACGGGCCAUCGAGCAGCGGAAUGUUGGGCCCGGAAGGGGGAGCCGCCAAAACCCUCAAAGCCCAAGCCAGCAGCCGGGAGGCGAGCGGAGGAGGAGGUGCGAGCCCCAGAAUCUCCGGAAAGGCUGGAUUGUGAUGAAAGAAGAACCGAAGAGGAGGACGAAGAAAAAGAGGGCGCCAUGUCAUGGAACCAAGUCCCAGGGCUGAAUUUCCAAGCCCUGGACUUGGAGUCAUAACAUAAAUAACCCUGAAAGCACCUGGCGGGAGAAGAUAGAAUGAGCCUGGGAACUCAGGGUUGAAAGUAUAAACAAUUAUAAUUGGUAUAGUGUGUGGGAAUAGUAGAAAUGUGAUACAAAGGGUGGGGUUUGAUGAUGAUAUUUGCGUGUGGUGUUACGUUGCAUCAGAGGUGAUAAAAAUGAGUGUAUGUAAACAUUAGGUCAUUCUCGACUUUUCCAAAGUCAUGUAUUCUUCAAUAAAGAUUGGAUUUGAGAGCAGCUA
This is a messenger RNA of Anolis carolinensis (green anole), 2922 nucleotides long. RefSeq lists its product as uncharacterized. The coding region runs from base 912 to 2660 and encodes 582 amino acids. Lineage: Eukaryota; Metazoa; Chordata; Lepidosauria; Squamata; Anolidae. The record is from RefSeq and is a predicted model, not a curated record. The transcript has 2 exons. Gene Ontology annotation, molecular function: zinc ion binding; nucleic acid binding.